This is a messenger RNA of Annulohypoxylon truncatum, 654 nucleotides long. RefSeq names its product P-loop containing nucleoside triphosphate hydrolase protein. Gene Ontology annotation, molecular function: ATP binding; AMP kinase activity. Gene Ontology annotation, biological process: nucleoside triphosphate biosynthetic process. The transcript has 3 exons. The record is from RefSeq and is a predicted model, not a curated record. Bases 1 to 654 code for a protein of 217 amino acids. Lineage: Eukaryota; Fungi; Ascomycota; Sordariomycetes; Xylariales; Hypoxylaceae. Gene Ontology annotation, cellular component: cytoplasm; cytosol.
AUGGAGUGCUCUGCUCAGUCACGCCACUUUAGCAUUGUCUUCGUCCUUGGACCUCCUGGCAGUGGUAAAGGCACCCUCUGCAAGCUCGCCAUUGAGUCGCUCAAAAAGUCGAGCGAUCGAUACUGUCAUCUCUCGGUGGGUGAUCGUCUGCGCGAGCUUUGUAAUAUCGAGCUGCCUUGCGAAUGCGAGAAGUUUGAUUUGGAUAUGAUCCUUGAUCAUUUACGGGAAAGUAAACUGCUACCGGCUGACGUGCUCAUCCCUGUGCUCGAGGACGAGAUUUACUCGAUCUUGACUGGCAAUGACGGCACUAUUACUUGGUUGAUUGACGGGUUCCCGCGUAAUAUGGAGACGGCUCUGGCAUUCGAGGAGAAGAUCGGCAAGCCGGCGAAAGUUAUCGUUCUCGAGUGCACGCGCGAGAACGCACAACAGCGGUUCCUACACCGUUCUAGAGAGAAGAACGACAAUGGGGACAAGUUUGAGAAGCGAUAUAGCGAAUAUGUCGAGAACAUGGAGGCGAUCCGUAAGCACUACGGAAGCAAUAUCAAGACAAUUUGCGUGGAUGGGCCUGCUGACGAACACCUUGUCGAAUUUAUAACUGCACUGCCAUCGACCACUACAACAUCAAAAGAUAGGAAGGAUGAAGAAAAAGCAUGA